Molecule: messenger RNA, 2097 nt
Organism: Syzygium oleosum
Lineage: Eukaryota; Viridiplantae; Streptophyta; Magnoliopsida; Myrtales; Myrtaceae
Exons: 7
Coding region: 147-1820 (557 amino acids)
Molecular function (GO): protein binding
Source: RefSeq, a predicted model, not a curated record
CCAAGCACGUUGUCAGCUCAGGAGGAGGAGAGAGCCGCCCCACCCCCGUCUUGCUUUUUGCGCUGGCGGGAUCGCCUUCUGAUAUUCCCGAUUCUCUGUCUCUCUGUCUCUCUCUCCCUCUCCUUUUUGGGCCCAGGAAGGAGGAAAUGCAUUCGCCGCCAUCUUCGUCUUCGAGGAAGAAGCUCAAACCAACUGAGAAGAGGGACGACGACGGCGACGCCGACGAGGAGGAGGAGGAGGACGAGGAAGAGUCCAUAUUAGUGGCUCUGAUUGAGCAUCGCUACAAGGAAGUCGAUCACCUCCGUCAUCGCGUCGCUUAUUACACCUCCCAGCUCCAACUGGCAGAGAAGAGGCUCAAUGGUUCCAAAGGUAAAUUGGCUCUGCUGCGAAGCAAACACUCGGCGGCGUCCUCUGAAGCCGGACUUCCUACUACUAAUGGGACUGCAAACGUUAAGACGGAGCGCCGAUCGACCAGUCCCGUCGGUACGAGUGAGGACCCUUUCUUGCAUUCGCUGCCCCCAAAACCAAAACUAUUCAUUUCUGCCCCCAUUCCCCAGGACUCUCAGCCUCCCCACCACCCCUACUUUUCAGGCUCUGGAUCAAAGCCAUCGGCUGGCUACAGUGCCCCUCCUACUUCUUCGAUCCUCCAUCAAUCCCCAAGUGCCAGGACUGUUAAGGAGGAGAAACCUCGCGGACGUCCUUCUCUCCGUGAUUCCGAGGCCAUUCAAGAUAGGGGCACCAAAAGAAAUUUUGAACAUAAAGAACACAGAGAACUGAUCCCGUUGAUACGCAGCGCAUCCUCUCCAUUCACCAUUCGGUGCCAAACAAGCAGUCAGGUUCCCAGUCAACACAAGAGAAAGCUAAGGAGUCUAGCCUUGUCUCCAGCGCAGGAGCUGCUUUUUGCAACCAGUGCUUUGGAUGGAGUUGUCAACUUGUGGCAAAUUCAGGCUAACGGACAUUCUGCCUCUCUGCUCAGUACUUCUGAUUGUGCUUCACUACGGGAGAGGAGAUGGCCUGAAGAUGUAGCUUGGCAUCCUCAGGGAAACAGACUAUUUUGUGCAUACACUGCUGAUGGUGGGGACUCUCAAAUCUCAAUCCUAAAUCUCAAUAGAACAAAAGAGAGAGCUCGCGUAUCUUUCAUGGAAGCUAAGCCACACCAGAAGGGAGUUAUCAAUAGCAUUCGCUUUAUGCCUUGGGUAGAUAAUUGCUUUGUCACUGGUGGCUGCGAUCAUGCUGUCAUACUCUGGAAUGAGGAUGGCGAUGAUGACGAUAACAAGUGGAAACCAAAGGCAUUACAUAGGAAUCUGCAUUCCUCUGCUGUAAUGGGGGUUGCUGGAAUGCAGCAAAAGCAGGUUGUACUGUCGGCUGGGGCUGACAAGAAAAUUAUUGGGUUUGAUGUGCAAACUGGGAGGCUGCAAUUUAGGCAUCAAAUUGAAAGCAAGUGCAUGAGCGUCCUGCCAAACCCAUGUGACUUCAAUUUGUUUAUGGUUCAAACCGGGGCUCCUGGGACGCAGCUGCGGCUGUUUGACGUGAGAUUGAGGCAGACUGAGCUGCAUGCAUUUGGAUGGAAGCAAGAGAGCAGCGAAACACAAUCUGCUUUAAUUAAUCAAGCUUGGUCUCCUGAUGGCUUUCUCAUAACAUCUGGCUCGGCUGAUCCCAUCAUACAUGUCUUUGAUAUCAGGUACAAUGGAUGCAGGCCUUCGCAGUCUAUUAAAGCUCACCAAAAACGCGUCUUUACCGCUGUCUGGCACCACUAUCUUCCUCUUCUUAUAUCCAUCUCUUCGGACUUGAAUAUUGGUAUCCAUAAGAUCACCUCAUGAGUUCAGAAUGAAACUUCCAUCCAUAUGUCAUGCGGACGUCGUGGAGAAUCUUGGUUCAUGCUUGGUGCAUUACCUUGCCUCGUGGUAUGACUGACGAAAGUUGAGUGACAGAAGUGGUAUCCAUAUAUUUUGCAGUUCUUUGUAGCCCAUAAAUGUUGUGAAAGUGUAAUUUGGCAACAACCUCGUCAAUCAAUUAACAUUGUCAUGUAAUCGUGGGGGUUGGACCCUUCACACUUGAUAAUGAGAUUUUGGAUGAAAGAUAAGAUCAUUACAGAAA